Messenger RNA from Indicator indicator, 1422 nucleotides. It is a transcript of the gene DCSTAMP, whose product is annotated as dendrocyte expressed seven transmembrane protein. Bases 1 to 1422 code for a protein of 473 amino acids. The record is from RefSeq and is a predicted model, not a curated record. Gene Ontology annotation, cellular component: membrane. NCBI's taxonomy places the organism in Eukaryota, Metazoa, Chordata, Aves, Piciformes, Indicatoridae. The transcript is spliced from 3 exons.
AUGGGAAGAUUUGUCUCCAUAGCCCAGGAUGCCUGGGGAGUUUUUGUAUCUGAAAGGAAGUCCGGCUGGAAGUAUCUGAUGCAGCUUUUUGCAGUCUGCUGUGUAGUUGGCUUCUUUGCAAGCUUUCUCUUGUUCCUUGGCAUGCACUUCUCCCUGGAACACCACUCUCUGGGGCCCUUACUGGUUUCUGGAUCCAUCUGGAUCUUGCUUUCCAUUGCACUCUCCUGUUUCAGGCAGCUGCGCUGUUUCAGUGCCCUGUUCCUUCUUUCCUGUGGCCUGCAAAGCGGCAGGAAUGCUCUCAUCACUGCUGGCACAGGUGUGGUGGUGGCUGGCAACAUCCAAAACAUCUUUCACAACCUAAAGGUGCUGGCAGACAGCAUAACCUGUCAUUUGGAGUACGAGCAAUUUGCCUUGAUAAAGUAUUAUGUAGAGGUAGUAAAAUGGAUUUACAAGGCAGCCAGGCUUCCCCCUGAGCUCUCUGUGCUCCUCAGGGAUGAGUUCACACCAUCAUACUCCAUUGCAGAUGAUGCAUUAAAACAAGAGCUGAACAACACUAAACAAGAAAUCCAGAAAGUUGUGAACCAGGUGUCUUUUAUGCUGACUCUCCUGCCCUGGAUAGGCCAGAAAAUACUGCCUGUGGUUGGGAUUUUCCUAGCUUCUUUUGGGACUGGCCUCUUUAUCAAAAAGUUUGUGGGCCCUUACACUGCCAAAUUUAUGAAUAUUUACAUCACAAAACAGUUCAUUGCAUUUGAUGAGCACCAAAAGCAACAGCAAAGACCCUGUCUCCUGCCACUUAACAGAAAGGAAAGAAAAAAUUAUGUGACAGUCCCAUCUUUCUGCCUCACAAGGAAGGACAGGAAAAACAUGCAGUACUUUUUUCUCCCUGUAAUUGUUAAUCUUUGCAUCUGGCUUCUGUUUGCUGCAGUAGAUCGCUUGUUUUAUUGGUUAAUUAUUUCUGUGAAUAAACAUCUCCAAGAAGUUCCAGAUCUGGAGAUUCGAUUUGUCUUCUUUCAGCAAAAGAAUCAGAAUGGAUUUCUCUUUGGCAUGAGGGAGCACAUUGCAAAGACUGAUCCUUUCAAGAUCUCUUUGUUCAAGCACAACUGCAUCCCUCAGCCAGUACUCACUGCUUCCACAACGUGGAUCCAGCUCGGAGUAAUCAUCUUCUUCUUAAUCAUUUUUGGGUUAUUCUCUGGCCUGCUGACCCAGCUGAAGAUACUCAUCUCAGCUUCAUUUUAUCCUGACACUGAGAUGGAACGGAUACACUACUUGCAUGCAAAAUUACUGCGGAAGAGAGCAAAGCUGCAAGAGAAGCCUGGCAGGAAGGUGUUGGCUAGAAGGGUCUGCUUUUGGUUUCCAAUACUCAAGGCAAGAGAGGCAGUGAGGAAGAAAGGAAGGAGUGUGGCAAUGGACAACAUGGUAUGA